This is a messenger RNA of Peromyscus eremicus (cactus mouse), 3113 nucleotides long. It is a transcript of the gene Slc35b4, whose product is annotated as solute carrier family 35 member B4. The transcript has 10 exons. The record is from RefSeq and is a predicted model, not a curated record. Gene Ontology annotation, biological process: transmembrane transport. The coding region runs from base 256 to 1251 and encodes 331 amino acids. NCBI's taxonomy places the organism in Eukaryota, Metazoa, Chordata, Mammalia, Rodentia, Cricetidae. Gene Ontology annotation, molecular function: UDP-xylose transmembrane transporter activity; UDP-N-acetylglucosamine transmembrane transporter activity. Gene Ontology annotation, cellular component: endoplasmic reticulum membrane; Golgi membrane.
CCGUAAAGGCGCGCAGUAUGCUGGGACAUGUAGUCUGGCCAGCCAUUGGACGCCCCCUCAGAUGAAUGGAGCCGGGGAUGACUGAGAACUACAGCUCUUGGGCUGGUCGCGUCGGUGGCGGCCGCGGAAGAAGAGUGGACAGAGACGGCCCUUAGGCAACGAACAGCGGGUGGUGGUGAUGUUCAGUGAGGGCUUCCUUGGAUAGCGAUCUGGAAGGGCGCUCUGCGCGCUCGCACCCUGUGCCCCGCACCGGCCAUGCGCCCGGCCUUCGCGGUGGGCCUGGUGUUCGCAGGCUGCUGCAGUAAUGUGAUCUUCCUAGAGCUGCUGGCCCGGAAGCACCCAGGAUGUGGGAACAUCGUGACGUUCGCACAGUUCUUAUUUAUUGCUGUGGAAGGCUUCCUCUUUGAAGCUGACUUGGGAAGGAAGCCACCAGCUAUCCCACUAAGGUACUACGCCAUCAUGGUAACCAUGUUCUUCACUGUCAGCGUGAUGAACAACUAUGCCCUGAAUCUGAACAUUGCCAUGCCCCUGCAUAUGAUAUUCAGAUCAGGCUCUCUGAUUGCCAACAUGAUUCUAGGAAUUAUCAUUUUAAAGAAAAGAUACAGUAUGUUCAAGUACACCUCCAUUGCCCUGGUGUCUGCAGGGAUAUUUAUUUGUACUUUCAUGUCAGCAAAGCAGGUGACUUCGCAGUCCAGCUUGAGUGAGAAGGAUGGAUUCCAGGCAUUUGCAUGGUGGUUACUAGGCAUCGGGGCACUGACUUUUGCUCUGUUGAUGUCAGCGAGGAUGGGCAUAUUCCAAGAGACUCUAUACAAACAGUUUGGGAAACACUCCAAGGAGGCAUUAUUUUAUAAUCACGCCCUUCCACUUCCUGGUUUCAUCUUCUUGGCCUCUGAUAUUUAUGACCAUGUUGUUCUGUUUAAUAAGUCUGAACUCUAUCAAGUUCCAGUCAUCAGUGUGGCUAUGCCCAUCAUGUGGUUCUACCUCCUCAUGAAUGUUGUGACUCAAUACGUGUGCAUCCGGGGUGUGUUCAUCCUUACAACAGAGUGUACCUCCCUCACCGUCACGCUGGUUGUGACUCUGCGCAAGUUCGUGAGCCUCAUCUUUUCUAUCUUGUACUUCCAGAACCCGUUCACUCCAUGGCACUGUCUGGGCACCUUGUUUGUCUUCAUUGGGACCUUAAUGUACACAGAGGUGUGGAAAAACCUAGGGACCACGAAAAGUCAGCUGCAGAAGGACGACAAGAAGGACUGAGGUCUGCCUGGGACAGACAGCCUGUGUUAUGUGUUAGAGGCCUCCGGCGCAGGUCUGGUUAUCAUUUCACUUUGGCUAAUGCAAAAUUACCACAGUAUUGAAUCCAACAGGCCCCAGAGCACCUCUGAAGGAUGAGACUCAUCUGCUCUUUCCCGGCCACCCAGGCAGCAUUUGUAGACCCUGCCUAGGCAUCCCUGAGCUAGAGUAAACAACACAAACAAGGAUACCAGGCAGACUAUUGGAUAGCCUCUGCAUCUGUGUGCCAGAACAUCAGAACCACACUUGUUGAAUUCCAGGUCCUCAGAGCCACUCGCUUUCUACCCAUGCGUGGUCUUGGAUAAGGCCACGCCCCUGUGGCUCCUGAUGGUUCCUUUGUCGUGACAGCCAUCACCCUUCUGUCCCUCUUUCCCCUCUCACCCGCCACACUUCACACUUUACAGUAGAUCUGAUGUUCCAGGCACAGUCAGGCACCGGAUGACCCAGUGGACAUGUGAGAAAUUAGAGCCCAGGAGUGAUGAGGCUGAGCUCCCUCCCGUGUGUCGGGAAAGAAGCAGAGCCCUGGUGAUGUGUGAGCGGAAUGCUGGUGAUGAUGAGCAGAUAGGAAGGACCCCCUCCCACAUUCCACUUUUUAAAAAAUCAACGCAAGGUUCACAUGAUUCUUUGACCUGCUGCUUUCUGUGCUGAGAGCAGUCCUGCAGUGUUCAUGGCACACUAGACAGGAAGAAAGAUGGGGUGGGUAGAGAAGAGGGAGGCUUUGCCAUCCAUCUCCCAUAUGACGCUCCUUAGCUGGUUACAGACAUGGGAUGGGAGUGUAGCCCAGCACAGCUCCCUCCAUCGGUACCCUGAGAGACAGCUGCCCCUGUGAAGCCAGCCACACACUCAUGUAGGUCUCAGAUAUGUCUGUGAAAAGCUGGGAGAACUGGUAAUCAGAAGACUGCUCUUCCUGGUGCUCUGAGAGUUGUCACCUGUCAGGUCACUGAUGAGCAGAUUGAUAUAUAGGUGUGAGUGUGAUGUAUAAAUCAGGUCAAACCCCACCACCAAAGAGUGAGGUCUUGUUUUCCCAUAGAUGUCGGACUGAUCUUGAUGGGUGUGGGUAGGUGAUCUUGAUGUAUGUGAGCAGAACAUGUUUACAUACAGAAACACGCCUCUUUUCUGCUGAUUGCUCUGAAGGUCUGGUUUUCCUGUCAUGGAUAAUCUUGAGAGUAACCCUGUCAGAUAGCACGUGUGUGUGUGCUUGUAUGUGCCCUCAGCUGCAUUGUAUGUGAUUGAAGAGCACGGAGGUCCAUGUCGUUUUAGUUCCUCUUUUCUCCACUCAGACCCAGACCGUCAUUGACCUCACCUAGCUCUCUGCUCCUCUGCAGACAGCCAAACUCACUGUUUCUCUUGCAUAUGGACCAAGGCCUUUCGUCCUUUAGCUAUGUGCAGACUGUGCUCUUAAGCUGAGAUGUGGCUCUCCAUGUCUCCUAGGCUCACUCUAGUUCUUAUUCCACUGUCUGAGAUACCCUUUGAUGGGUCUGAAGAGCAGCAGGAAAGAGAAGUGCCCUGAUCCUCUGGGGUCCUGGGGAGGGCAGUUAAGACUGCCUUGUUCCUUUGUUACAUUAAGUGGAGGUACUGUUUCUCCACCCGAGUCCCCAGGUUUGCAGACUGACUUGUCAUUCUGGCCGUUGACAACUUCCCAGUGCUGGUAAUGCUCUGUUCUCAAAGAUACCGAACUACAUGUGAACCCCUUCACGGGCCCAGAAGCUCCUUAGCUGCUUUGAAACAUGUGGGGUCGCUUGGGGUCGCUUGGACCAGCAUUGCUAUAAAUACCAAGUGUUAAAUGUCCCCUUCCAAGGCUGGAAUAAAAAGUACUUUUUCCUUCC